CUCCCGUCCGUGUGCGCAGUACAAUUCACAACACGUCGUUUGAAGUGGUCACAUAUAAGAAAUUCUCUGUCCGUUUUUCGUGAUCAAGGUGGACGAUAGCCGAUUGCGAUCUCACAUGAACUGUUUCUUAAGAUGAGACUUCUUUUACUAUUAGGACUCCUAGUUGUGGCAUGUCCACCAGUGAAGUCUAGUGCCACACUACAAUUCAAGCUUCACUCUUUUAGUAACCCAGACCACAGAGAGCUGGAUGGAGACUGUUGCGAUGAUAUCUGGCUUGGAUGCGAUGACUUCUGUGAUAAUAGGUUCAUUGUAUGUCUCGAUGAGGACUCGUCGUCUGGAUCCGAUUUUAACCAGUGUGACAUCGCUGACGAGUCAACGGGAACGUUCCAAGAUGACGACAGCAUAACCUUCCCUGGCACUAUUCCAGCAGGAAUAGCCAACCCAAUUAGCAGGCAAAUGGAUAGCUGGCCCGGUGGAAUGAGGGUCAAAGUUCAAGUUUGGGAUGUAGACGGCAACAAUGACGACAAAGUAGAUGAGGAUUACCGAACUAUCGACCAAUCAGCAUCCAGAACGUUGUCCAGUGCAACUUGGCAGACGUACACGCUUGGGCAGCAGUCUGUAUUUACUUUUAAAGUGAGGGUGUUUUGCAACCUCAACUACUAUUCGUCGGAAUGUAGCGUGUACUGCUACCCUACGGACAACCAGAACGGUCAUUACCGAUGCGACCCCGGUACGGGUGCGAAGUUAUGCUACAGUGGAUGGGAAGGUACCAACUGUAACCUAGAUUUAGACGAGUGCCAGUCCUCUCCGUGUGCUAACGGUGCCAUGUGUACGAAUCUUCAAAAUAGAUACGAAUGUACAUGUACUGACGGAUGGACAGGAACACACUGCGAUGAGAAUAUUGACGACUGUGUUUCAGAUCCCUGCAAAAAUGGCGGCACGUGCCUCGACCACGUGGCGUAUUUUACUUGUUCAUGUCCCACCGGUCACGUGUACGCCGACGAGUUUUGCGAGUAUGACGACUGCGCAGGACAGCCUUGUCACGAUGGCGCAACUUGCAUUGAUCUCAUCGACACCUUCCAAUGCACUUGCCCGUUGGGCUACUUUGGUGAUUUGUGUGAGCUUGACAUAGACUAUUGCAUCAACAAAACGUGUCAGAACAACGGCACGUGCGUCGAUCGAAUAGACGGGUUUCACUGUCUGUGUCAGACGGGCUUUAAUGGUACCUUUUGCGAGACGGAGAUAGAUGAGUGUGCCAGUCAGCCAUGUAUGCACAACUCAACGUGUCAAGACCUCAUUGGAAAUUACAACUGCACAUGCCAGAGCGGGUACCAGGGAGACAACUGCGAAGCCGAGACCGAUGAGUGUCUUAGUUCCCCGUGUAUGAAUAACGCAACGUGCUUUGAUGAGUUCGACGGGUACCAGUGCCUAUGUAUAGAUGGAUUUGAAGGUGCCCAUUGCGAGACCGACACAGACGAAUGUGUCUCGAGUCCUUGCUAUUCCAACGAGACGUGUAUGGAUGAAAUCAAUGGCUAUAGAUGUCUCAGAGUAAACCAGUGCGAUUACACACCAUGUCAGAACAACGCAUCAUGUGUCGACGACUAUCCGGGGUUUAUUUGCGUGUGUAUGUCGGGCUACGGGGGCAAGACUUGCGACGAAGACACAGACGAGUGCGAAAGCUCGCCUUGCUUGCACGGCACCUGUGUCGACCAUCUGAACGGAUACUCCUGCCUAUGUUCCCCGGGGUUCGCUGGGAAGAUGUGUCGCAGCGAGACCAAUGAGUGUCUCAGUUCUCCGUGUGAUAACGGUGUCUGUGAUGACCAAAUAGACGGUUUUGUGUGUAACUGCACAGCUGGAUACACGGGUGUACUUUGCGAGAAUGACAUAGAUGAGUGUGCGAGUUCACCGUGUGAACAGGGGCGAUGUGUGGACGGCAUCAACGAGUACAUAUGCGAAUGCAUUGUAUCUUGUGUUAACGGGCAUUGUUAUGAUGGAGUGUGCUUCUGUGACCCUGGGUACGAGGGUGACAACUGCACCGUGGAAACUGAUUUUUGCCGUAGCUCCCCUUGCUCACAAGGAACGUGUAUCCCUUUAUUGAACUCAUACAGGUGUGAAUGCGACUCAGUGUUUACCGGUAAAAACUGCGAAAGCGUGGUCGACGACCCGUGUUUCUUUUCACCGUGUGAUCAAGGCACGUGCAACGAAAAAUCAGUUCCGAGUGGCAUCACCUUUGAGUGCACAUGCGAUCCUGGCUUCGCUGGGAAACAUUGUGACGCAGAUAUGAAACUGAACGGUGCUUCCAUAAUGAUAAAAGGUAGACUGGACAACAAGUCAGAAUUCCAACUGAGAAUGGCCGUCUUGUUGCAGAGACUAAUGCCAUCUACACUACGCCAUGUCCGUGAUACUGAUGGUGAUACUGUUCACGUGGAAGUUGUUAUGACAGAGGACUAUGUCGGGUCUACCAACGGUGGUGCUCUGACAAAAGUCACUUUCAUCGCGUGGACAGAGUCUGGCUAUCUCACCAAAGAUUACAUACACGCCUUGCUCGGAAAUGCCCCGACGAAGGAUGCAGACCUUGGGUAUUCAGUUUUCAAUGGAGAAUCUGAACCGCUCAAUGGCAUGAAUCCAGAGACGAAGUCGAAUUGGUAUGUGUUUCUGAUAGUUGCCGCUGUUAUUGGAAUAGUCGUCGUCGGUGGAUUCAUUGCAUGGCGCAGAGGACACACCACCAGUUUUGGAAAAAAUCCUUUUAGGACACCACGCCAGUCGGCCGGUCUACCAAGCCUUAAUCCGCCAGAUGCAAUGUACAGCACACGCAUCAACGACUUCACUACUCUAACAGCAGACACAGCAUCGUACCCACACAUGACAGCGUCGAUCAACCCCGCAUACAUACCGAGCUGCUUCGACAAACAGCAGCCCGAUGAGGGUUACGGUGGUGACAGGGGCGAGGCUAGCACCGAACCCGAGUUUUGUCUUGGUGCCACGGGGGGCGAGGCACGGGCGAGUAACAUCUAUGACGAGAUCCCCGCAUUGUCAGGAGAGGCUUCGGGCGUCGAAAAUCCGUAUUUAUUCGUGAACUAAAUUACCAUGCAACUAGCUUGAUAAUAGAACUUAAGAUAAAUGGGGGUAAAUUUCUACAUCCAUGCUUACGACUAUUUAUGACGAGUAACUCAUGCAGCUUGAUAUUACAUACACAACAUAAGAUAGUCCUAACUUAUUACACAAACACUUUUUAGACAUUAUACAAAAAUUAAAGGGAGUUCUAAGUUAGUAACUCAUGCAGCUCGAUAAUUAGAUAAGGGGAGUCGAUUUCAUAACGAUAGUAUUAACUUUAGGACUAGUUCUAGAACGAUUUAGGAAUUAUAUAAAACUUAAGGCUAGUCCUAAGUUAGGACGAGACUCGUCCUGUAACUCGAGACGAGUCCAGUCUUAACUCUUUGUGAAACCCACCCCUGUUACAGAAACACUUAAUGAUGUGUGCAUUUUGUACAGAAACGUGCAUAUCACAAUAAACUUGUAGUUAUGUUUAAGUACAACACGAUUAUAACUCUACUGCCACCGAUCCAUCGUCAGUGUACAAAAGGGUUUGAGAUAACAAAAUCCUGAAAUAUUUGAUAGUUUAAUAAUUUGUGCCCAAUGAAAGUAAAACGGCCACAAAACUGGCAAUGACUUGGUGAAUGAUUUCUGAUAUCUAGAUGUCAAGUGGGAACACUUUUUUAACACUGUCUCAAAAUUUCAUAUUUUUAGGGUGAAGGACUUAAACAGUAUCCGAUCUUUGUACUGUCUGCCUAUGAACGUUAUCGUUAACGGGAACGAUAACAACUCAGGUAGGCUUACAAAUCUCUGCGUUGCGUAUACACCUAGAACAGCUCUUUCACGCCCCGACCGACCGAUUGUGCUGAAUGUGACCUAUGUUUACAUUCAAACCGCCCUCUGUUGAAAAAAAAACACUGUAUACGUCAUGUGUCGCCGGGCAAAAAGACGCGUGGUCAUGGUAAGAUUGCAUACACUUUCUAGCUGGCUGCCGAAACACCAAGGUUUUGCCCGACGGUAUGCGCGCGAAUCAUGUUCUGGUUUUCGAGUGAUGUCAGAGGUCACAUCGUCUGUACAAUGUCACAGUUAUUAAUUGUAAGAUUCAUAUACUUUGGUAAAACGGAAGGUGUACGUUUGGCAAUCACUUUUAAAAUUCAUGGCAAAACAACUCGGUAAGACAUACAGUAAAGCUAUCGGUAGUAUGAACCAUUUCAUUUCAGUGUAAAGAAAAUUGAGAAUUUUUUUCUGCCAGAUUGUGAAUUCCAAUUUCCGAUUAUUCUUCUUGCAUAUAACCACAACGGUUUUUUUGUCGAUAUCUCAGUGACGCUACCAUAUUUUGAUAUUAACUUAGAUUUCACAGGAUAGUAUUAUUGUGUUAUGGGUAAAUUUAUAUAGGAUUGAAAUCAUCGAACUCUUCCAAAAAACUUUAUAGCUAUCCACUGUAUAUAAAAUCAUGUAAAACAACCGAAGUAUCACAUAAUGAUUCCGACGUUUCGUAACUGUAAUGUAAAAAAAGAAAGGUAUCAAAUAUCAUUUCGAAAGUUGAUAUUUGUAAAUAAUAUGCAAAUUUAAUAACGAGAAUUAAAAGGAAAAAUACUCUAUAUGUAUAUAUCUACUAUAAAAACUAUACGACUAUAUUUGCCAAUAAUUGAACAUAAACCAUAAUAAAGCAACAUACUACUGAAUUUUAAACAUCUAUACGUACAGUGUUACUGUAUAUUUUGUUUACAUUAAUUACCUUGUAUUCUUAUCAUGUUGCUGUAUUAAGACAACUGACAAAUAUUUUAAGAUUUCAAAUUGCCGUUUCAUUGAAUAAUUUUGAUCAUUUUUGUAUAAUGGGCAACCAGCUGUUCUUAGUUUAUUGUAGUUGUGUCUCGUAUAAUUGUUCUUUUGUUCAGGUAUUAUAAAUCCGCUCAGAAUAAUUUUUGCUACUAGACGACACAACGGUGUUUAUAUAUUUACGUAAUAGAAAGACGGAUAUCGUUUUUAGAAUUGUAGAUUUUCAUUUGCACUGGAUCAACAGCACUUUGUAUUUUUGACGUUCUUGGGCACUAUCGAUGCAUAUUUGCUGUUCAUUCACAUUUUCAAACUUGAGUAUGAAAACAACUUAAACACAGUUCGUUGUAUAUGUAGUCUUUCGAACGAGACUAUGUUGACUCCAUUAGGGAAAUAGCGUUAUAGUAACAGCGUUAUAUCAUUGCUCUCACAUUGGCGUACUGGCAUUUCAAUUGUCAAGUGGUACAACGGUUAGCAUAUUUUGCUGAUAACUGAACACAUCUUCAACAUCGCUUACCAUCCUGUCUUGCGUGUCUAUGUAAACAACGUCUGGCUGAUGGUUGGGUGUACUGAAGAUUGGAUUGUGAACAUCCGGGUAAGAGCUGACCAUGCAGGUUUGGAUGACGUCAUGUCGAGUCUUGUCUGGUUUGACAGACAUGGUCAAGUUGCGCCUGCGUAAAAAGGGAAAAUGAUACAAAAUUGCUUGAAGGUAAUAUUGACUUGGUAUGGUUCUGGACCCAUGAUUCGUAAAGCAAAAUGUGAAAAAAUGCGUUUCAGUCACCCUUUUCCAGUACAAUUCUAAAGGCAUGUUUCUUUGACUUUCUUGGACUUUCAGACUGCACUGCACUUAUACUAUAAGUGCGUGGCAUCAUUUUAACUCAAUUUAAUCCAGAUACAUAUUUUGUUUUCAUAAAUGAUUUGUUUCCAUAUAAUUAUGAGUAAGAAGAAAGAGUAUGGGCCGGCUGUUUUAUCUGCAGAUUUUUAGAGAACAGCAAGACAUAAACAACAAACAUAAAACAGACAGACACGCAAACAAAAGGACAGACGAACAUCAUGACACACUGACACAAAAUACAGAAGAUAGAUAAGAGAGAAUAAAAUUUUAUAAAUAGCAUAAUAUC
Molecule: messenger RNA, 5930 nt
Organism: Asterias rubens (European starfish)
Lineage: Eukaryota; Metazoa; Echinodermata; Asteroidea; Forcipulatida; Asteriidae
Product: fibropellin-1-like
Exons: 16
Coding region: 133-3081 (982 amino acids)
Biological process (GO): establishment or maintenance of epithelial cell apical/basal polarity; heterophilic cell-cell adhesion; cell communication
Cellular component (GO): protein-containing complex; plasma membrane
Molecular function (GO): calcium ion binding
Source: RefSeq, a predicted model, not a curated record